CGGUUCACGGGACCCCACAGUCUCUCUUCUACGCGGAGCGAGUCCGCGGUGUUGUUAGCGUGCUGCAGCCGGUUUGCCCUCCCUUCAUUCACUCGUGAAACGCGCGCUCUGCCAUCGAGUAUCGAGAGCUUGCACUUCUCUCCUGAGUAUACUGGCUAGUUUGUGCUUUUUCGUCCUUCGUUCUUUCGAUUCUGUGGACUCUAGUGCAAUCGCAUCUGUUCAAAAGCUCGGAAGUUUGCUUGGAAGGAGAAAGGAUUUCACUGCUGACUUGUAUUUUGACUUGCAUUGCUAAUUGCUUAAGUCAACGGCGAUGGGACAAGUAAGGCUGUGAAUAAAAGUAGAUAUUACAUAUUUGAAAUCAGGUGAUCCGACUACUCGGAACCUACCUAUUAAUCGUGCGUUUUAAGAUUAUAAAAUAAGCACGAACUAUGAUUUCCAGCAGUAGAAAAAUCCGACGUGUGUCGGACUAUUUGAAACUCGACAAACUCAUCGUCUGGCUGUGGAUAAGUGGCAUAUUCUUGACUUUGGUAUCAUCACAAGACAACUUUUACGCAAGUGGGCGUUUUGGCAAACGAAAAUAUGCUCUUUCAAUGUCGCAGAUCCCUUUGUGCAGCAAAUUCGACCGCAGCGAGGAUCGCAGUGCUGGCAACAGUCUGAAGGAUUCGUCGCUUUUCUCGUCGGCCAGAUUUGGCCGCAGCGAGGAUCGCAAUACUGGCAACAGCCUCAGAGAUUCCUCAUCCUUUUUCCCAGCCAGAUAUGGCCGCAGCGAGGAUCGCAGUACUGGCAACAGCCUCAGGGAUUCCUCAUCCUUUUUCCCAGCCAGAUUCGGCCGCAGCGAGGAUCGCAGUACCGGCAACAGCCUCAAGGAUUCCUCAUCCUUCUCCCCAGCCAGAUACGGCCGCAGCGAGGAUCGAAGUUCCGGCAACAGUCUGAAGGAAUCGUCGUUCUUCUCACCGGGUAGAUACGGACGCAGCGAAGGCCAUAAGAACCCGAAGGAGUUGCCAAAGUUCUUCGAGAUCAAGCCGCGAGUCGAUCAAUUUUUCAUAGGCAGCCGAUACGGCAAACGAUCCUUGUCAAUGCUGGAACCGCAACCACCUCUGGAAGCGCUGCACAACCAACGCUUCGAGGCCGCGAUCGAUUAUCUUGAUCGGAUCAAGCAGAAUCUCGCGGAGGCCGAGGAGAUCGAGGACGAGACGAGGGACGCUUCUCGGGAUGACGAGCUCGUCGAGGCGAUCUAUCCUAAUGACUACACCGGACUUAGUAAGAUUUAAAUUUCGGCAAUUGAGCGAUGUCUUCUUAUUCCCUUUUGUUCGACGCGAUCGAGCGACGGAUUUUGUUUUAGCUUCUACUCGUAGGUAUAUAAGCAGGCUGUACCCAAAAUGGAUAUGUGGUGUUAAGGCUGGGCUAUUACCUCGGUUAUGAUUUUGUGUGGCAUCGUUAGAUUUUGUUUCUCGCUUUAGUUCCGUGUGUUGCAGCCCAGCGAAUUUUUCUCUAAUGUAUACUUCUAGUCUCGGUAUCGUUCCGUAAAGUUAUGCGUGGUUUUGACUGUGUUACACAGUUACAUAACAAUAUAUUAAAAUAUUGAUUUACAAACUUCGGUCAAUUGAGUCUAUUAUUACCCGUGUCACACCGCGUUGUUACGAUCAGACUGAAGUUUUAUACGUCGUAAAUACAAUCAUUUUAUUUGACGAAACUUAUUUCUUGUGUAAGUUAUAUAUUUUAAAUAAAUAAACAUUAAUUGCAUAGUUUUAUAAAUUAAUACGCUUUAUCUUCACACACUACACACAGGAAUCCUUGCUGUUUUUUUUCCUUCAAUUACUUACGGCUUAGCUUUAGCUAAUUUUAUGAUAACAGUGAUAAUGAAUAGCUGAACGAAUGUAUCACACAAUAUAUUAUAACUAAAGUAAAGAAGUUGCACGUGUAAAAAA
Molecule: messenger RNA, 1928 nt
Organism: Nasonia vitripennis (jewel wasp)
Lineage: Eukaryota; Metazoa; Arthropoda; Insecta; Hymenoptera; Pteromalidae
Exons: 4
Coding region: 429-1271 (280 amino acids)
Source: RefSeq, a predicted model, not a curated record